AUGGAGAGAGAAGAGAAAGACAUUAACUCCAUCUCACUUCCAACCUUUGAUGAAUAUGGAGCUGAAGAGGAGACUAAUGGUGCACCUAAUCUCUUUCACAAGAUAAGAAUCUUUACACCAAAAGAUUCGGAGCUUAAAGGUGACCAAUCCAUUGAAGAGAAGCUUGAGAGAACUAUGAAGCUUUUCCCCAAGGCAUUGGUUUUCAAAGAUGAUGUGAGAGAUGACUAUGGCGCGACAACACCACCACAAGAGCCACUGAACCGGAGAAUGGAGAAGCUAAAGGGAUCCUUUGCCCUUCAGCCACUCUUCACCACGAUUAAAGAAAGAAAAGGAGUCAAGCUAAAUGACUUAAAACAAAAGCGCUUUAUGGGAGGCAACCCAUAUGGUUUUUAA
Messenger RNA from Microthlaspi erraticum, 393 nucleotides. Lineage: Eukaryota; Viridiplantae; Streptophyta; Magnoliopsida; Brassicales; Brassicaceae. The record is from the annotation of a GenBank genome assembly.